UUGUGAAUUAGUGAAGUAACAGCAUACUGUCAGUGGGUUAACAGCUUCAGCAUGGCGGAGAUUGAAGCCUGGUACAUUGACAGCUCAGAUGAGGACCAGAGGAAGCCUCACAGACUGAACCCGAACCAGCCUGUUUCUCUGGAGGACUUAAAGAAGAUUGGUGUUUUGCACUGGAAAUUGAAUGCUGACAUCUAUGAAACAGACCCAGAGCUGCAGAAGAUCAGAGAGGAGCAGGGCUACUCCUACACGGACAUCAUCACUAUCCGAAAAGACACACUGCCCAACUAUGAAGAAAAGCUUAAGAUGUUCUACGAGGAACACCUGCACUUGGACGAUGAGAUCCGGUACAUCCUGGACGGCCGGGCCUACUUCGACGUCAGGGACAAGGAGGAAAGAUGGAUCAGAAUCGCUAUGACUAAAGGAGACCUGAUCACCCUGCCGGCCGGCAUCUACCACCGCUUCACCAUGGACGAAACCAACUACACUAAAGCCAUGAGGCUGUUUGUUGGGGAGCCGGUGUGGAAGGCGUACAACCGGCCAGCUGAUGAGUUUGACAUCCGGAAGAAGUACACGGCCUCUCUGCAGGGGUCCUGAGAGAACUGCUGCAGCAGGAUUACACCAAUCAUAAAGUCCGUUCACAUAUGCACAACUUUUGAUGCGAUUGUGACGAGCCAAUAAAAAUAGGUUUUAGUUUGUAAUGUUAAAGAUCUGUAGCUAAGAUGCUUUUUUAGUGGUAAAUGAAAUUAUGAUUCCUACUGAAAAUAGGUACAUUUACAGAUGUGUUGUACUAUAACAUGCACAAUGUAAGGUAUGAAUUUUUCCAUUUUGACACUACACUUCUCCGUUACACUUCAGAGUGAAAAACUGUACUUUGUCAUUUCCCUACAUUUGACAACUGUUAGAUUUGGAUUCUACAUAGAAAAAAUGUUA
This is a messenger RNA of Scomber scombrus (Atlantic mackerel), 930 nucleotides long. RefSeq names its product acireductone dioxygenase 1 (gene adi1). The record is from RefSeq and is a predicted model, not a curated record. Bases 52 to 594 code for a protein of 180 amino acids. NCBI's taxonomy places the organism in Eukaryota, Metazoa, Chordata, Actinopteri, Scombriformes, Scombridae. The transcript is spliced from 4 exons. Gene Ontology annotation, molecular function: acireductone dioxygenase [iron(II)-requiring] activity.